AUGAAAGCGGGCACUUCACUUUUCAAACUGUUCUUGCUAGGCACGCUCGUAGCACUGGUCUGUUGUACGCGCUUCUUGCCUUCAGGGCGCUGUGUGCUCGCUGCUGGAGCAGGUGCGGAACGCCCGCGUAACCCGAGCAGCAAGUGGGAACGCAUCACGCACUACGCUUACCUGGACAUGGCGAUUGAUUCGGAGCGUAUAGGUCGAGUAACAAUAGGUCUGUUUGGUGAUACGACGCCGCGAACUGUGCAGAACUUUCUGCGACUCGCACGCAACCAAGGCGUCGGGGAUGGGAAGGGCAAGGGCACUGGCUUCCGCCAAAGCCACAGUCACCGCAUUAUUCCCAAGUUUAUGAUCCAGAUGGGCGAUAUCACUGCUGGUGACGGUACCGGAGGUAUCUGUGCGGAUGGUCGACCACGGUUACCUGACGAGAACUUUCUCGUGAGACAUCGAGGACGUGGCUACGUCUCGAUGGCGAAUGCGGGUCCGCAUACGGGUUCAUCUCAGUUUUUCAUCACGUUCCAGGAGACACCUUGGCUCGAUGGACACCACGUUGUCUUUGGUAAGAUCGUAGGUGCCGAGAGCGAACGCGUCCUUGCCCAGCUGGAGGCAGUUGGAUCGGCGUCUGGAACCCCGAAACGACUCGUCACCAUCGUGGACUCGGGUGAACUGUCGCCAGACGGAGUUCAAAGCGAUGAUGUACACGGAGAGCUGUGA
Molecule: messenger RNA, 717 nt
Organism: Cyanidioschyzon merolae strain 10D
Lineage: Eukaryota; Rhodophyta; Bangiophyceae; Cyanidiales; Cyanidiaceae
Product: cyclophilin-type peptidyl-prolyl cis-trans isomerase
Exons: 1
Coding region: 1-717 (238 amino acids)
Biological process (GO): protein peptidyl-prolyl isomerization
Cellular component (GO): intracellular membrane-bounded organelle
Molecular function (GO): peptidyl-prolyl cis-trans isomerase activity
Source: RefSeq, a predicted model, not a curated record